UGACAUCAGUCAGUGUGUAUGUGACACAUGGGCGGUGCACUGGGGGACUACUUUAGGGUCGGACCGCCUUCACCCGCAGAGAACCGGACAGAACCGGACAGAACCGGACAGCAGCAAGAACCUCAGCUGCUCAGAGAAGAGCCACGACGCAGAACACGAGUUAUCAGAGAACUAAAGUCUCGUGGAACACUUAAGGACAUCCUCCUCCUCCUCCUCCUCCUCCUCCUGCUCAUGGUCCAGGACAGGCCUCCAGAUCUCUAUAAGAACACCAGGUAUCUGCCUCCUUCGUCCUCGUCUCCUUGUUUCCUCGCCGUCUCCUUGGCGACGGCAUGGACCGCUCGGUUCAGGAGCUUUGCCUCAACUUCAUCAUCGUCCUCAUCACCGUGCUGCUGAUGUGGCUGCUGGUGAAAACCUACCAGGACUGAACCACGAGAGGAGAUGAGCGGGGGUGGCCAGAGGGCAUGAAGAGGGGGAUGAAGGGGGGGAUGAAGGGGAGCUGGCAUGACUUUGAUGCAGACGCCGUGUUUACAUCUUUACUCUGUGGCUCCAGAGCUCCGAAACCAUGUGACUGCUAAGAGGAGCAGUCACGUACACGCAGAACAAUAAAGGUUCUGAAAUGGUUCUUUAAACGGCUUUGUGGUUCUACGAAGAACCAUCACCGACCAGAGAACCAUUUUGGAAAUGGUGUCUUAAAGAACCCUGGUUUGAAAGGUUCUACAUGGAACCAGAAAUGGUGCCUUCAAGAACCAUUUUUUUGAAGGUUCUUUGAGGCACCUUUAUAGGUUCUUUGAAGAACUCUUUAAGGAAAUGGUUCUUUAGAGAACCCUGGUUUGAAAGGUUCUCUGUGGAACCAGAAAUGGUGCCUUAGAGAACCAUGUUUUGAAGGUUCUUUGAGACACCUUUAUGGGUUCUUUGAAGAAACCUUUAAGGAAAUGGUUCUUUAAAGAACCUGGUUUGAAAGGUUCUACAUGGAACCAGAAAUAGUGCCUUAAAGAACCAUGUUUUAAGGUUCUGUGCAGGUCUUUAUCGGCUACAAAGAAAAAUACAAACUCUGAAAAAAUAACAGUGAGUCUCAAAAAUGAAAACUGUAUAAAUAAUUCAUAAAUAAGACAAUUAAAAAUAAAAACAUCACGUGUAUUUUUUAAUCUGUUCCGUCUCGUAGAAGCACGAUUAGUUCAAAGGGACUCGAACGUGAUUGCGUAAUUUUUAAUAAUUUGAUCCAUUCAUGAAUUAAAUGAAGCCUCAAAGUGUACAAACAAAGUAUUAUUUAUAUAUUCCAGGUACUUCUUCUUCAGGUGAAUUCUCCUUUACAUACAAAGCAGGCAAAACAAUAUUCAGUCACUAAAAUAUAAAGUGUAGAAUAUCCCUCUGACCUUUAUAUUUGAUAAAUGUACAGAUACAGGUCGUUCUUCUUUAGGGUAAUUCUCCUUUAAAGUUACUAAAAUAUAAUGUCUACAACAUCUGUUGGAGAUGUUUAUUUGAUAUUUAGUUAUUUUAUUGACAAAUAGUAUAUAUAGUUUAAUCUUUCAGGUUGAGCUUAUUGAGGUUAGACGUUUUCAUUUAUUAGAAGAGCUUUCUCUUGUGAUAGUUUUUAGUUCAAUUAGAUUUGUUGUUGUUGUUGUUUAUAUAUAUUUAGUCUGUUGGCUAAAUGGGUAACACUGUGAGCACCUGUGGUUAUAUGUAGGAGGAGGCAGGUACAGGACCAGCAUGCACCUGGGUAGUCCUGUGGAGAGGCAGCGCUACGAGUUCCUUUGUUUGUUUGUUUGUUCAAUUAAAUAAAUAAAUAAUCAGAAAAAUGUAAUCCUGAAUGAACAAUGCUUAAACCACGAACCCUUUGAUGUAUGUUUUUGAUUUAUUGGACAAAUGGCCGCUUCAAUAUCCCUCUGACCAAUCGGGUUCCUCCAUGGGAGAAACCCGACGAAGGGCGCAGCAGAGGUCGCCUCACAGGUGCUCCACACACACACCGUCAAGGAUUAAAGCCUCGAAAUGAAACUCAA
Pseudoliparis swirei is the source of this 1997-nucleotide messenger RNA. Its product is annotated as sarcolipin. Gene Ontology annotation, cellular component: membrane. The transcript is spliced from 2 exons. Gene Ontology annotation, molecular function: enzyme regulator activity. The coding region runs from base 330 to 425 and encodes 31 amino acids. The record is from RefSeq and is a predicted model, not a curated record. NCBI's taxonomy places the organism in Eukaryota, Metazoa, Chordata, Actinopteri, Perciformes, Liparidae.